GGCGGCGGCAGCAGCAGCAGCAGCUCACCAUCGCACUCCUCACCUGAGGAUUCCGAAGCCUCGUCCGCCGUCGGGGCACCCUCAGGCUCCUCCUCUGGAGGGGGAUCCCGGGGCUCCUCGUCUUCAAAAGGUGACUCAUCAAACGGGGCUUCCUCCGCUGCGUCAUCCUCUCUGUCGUCGUCCUCCUCCUCCUCCGCCGCCUCCAGCGCGACUUCCUCCUCGAGCGAAUGGGACGAUUCCGGGUCGUUGGACUUCCCGGCUCCCGGCAAGGGAUUCCACUGCCAUGGGUACUACCUAAAUACCGAAGACCAACGGGACGCCUACUGCCAGGACUUCGCGGACCCGGCGGUCGGACAGUGUGGGAUCAAGUGCGCUGUGGCCACCAAUGCCUUUCUCGCAUGCACGCCAGGCAUCAGCCGGACCGCCUGUACUCGGUACAUGUUGGACUACAUCGACACCUGUGAGCAAGUGCAUCCCGGGUCCUACGCUGCCCUUAUGCCAAUCGAUUUGGUGUGCAAUGAUGCCAUCUCCGGCCAUCUCCCUGGGGCACGGGUGGCUCUCAAACUUGCGGUAUUGGCCAGCAUCUGGAUGGGACUGCUGGUACUCUAAGUGGAGGACCGGCAAGCCACACGCGGCCACACGCGGCCACACGCGGGCACACGCGGGCA
Messenger RNA from Fonticula alba, 668 nucleotides. RefSeq lists its product as hypothetical. The transcript has a single exon. The annotation marks the transcript as partial. The record is from RefSeq and is a predicted model, not a curated record. NCBI's taxonomy places the organism in Eukaryota, Rotosphaerida, Fonticulaceae.